GAACCACGACUAUCGUCGUGUAAUUGUGUUGUUUGUUGAACAAGGAAACGACGGCGUCUAAGUGUCUUGUAGAUUUAAACGGUGUAGUUUUAAUGAUUUACCUAUCUUGUUUCCGCAUGACGCGAGCUAGACGAACACAAGCCCAGUAGCUCGCACAUCUGGAUCGCAGUGACUACUAUCCUUUGAUCCGAUUUUGUAUAUUCCAAUUUGAUGCGAGGAGAAGCUAUUCGCUUGAUUUCGAUCUCAUACAAUAACGUAUCAUACAUUAUCUAGGAUUACCUGGUAGGUUUCAAAUGGCUUUGAGGAAGAUAAUGUGGCAAAAUCUUGCGGGAGAUUGCGGUAGAUGCAUUACGCACUUCAGAUUUUAUAGCUCCCAAAUUGUCUGGAAAGCUCUGCGGCCUAUGAUACUGAAGAGAAUAGAAAAAGGGCCUAAGAACUAUCCUAUUCGGGACAUGGUUCCCGUUGCAAAAAAUGUCCUCAAGGCCAGAAUGCUUCUUAUUCAAGGCGUAUCCACUCUGAUCCAAGUAAUUCCCGUAGUUAAGUGCAAGUUCUGUCUAGAAGUUUAUAUUGGAGAGAAAGGUCAUUUAAUUCAGACUUGCUGGGGUUACAGCGGUGGGCCUAAAAAUCGGGUUCAUGAAUGGAUUACUGGUGGUUUAAAUGAUAUACUUGUUCCAGUAGAGACAUUUUGCCUGAAUGAUAAGUUCCAAAAGGUUAUUAAACAUGACCGAAGAUUCAAUUUUGGUCGUAUUCCUGCAGUUGUUGAGCUGUGCAGGCAGGCAGGUGCUGAUCUAACUACUGAGAAUUUGUACUCCGGUACAAGUAUUUCCCACAGUCGCCUCGGUGGCAUUGAUGGAGCUGAGUCUUUGUCACCUGGGGAUCUUAGCGUUGUAGCCAAUGGAACUUUGAGAGCAUGGGAGACUCUUAGAUCAGGGGUGCCAAAGUUGUUGUCCGUUUAUCCAGCAAAAGUUUGCAAGUACUGUUCAGAAAUUCAUAUAGGGCCAUCUGGACACAAUGCUCGCCUUUGUGGUAUGUUUAGGCAUGAGAAUUGGCAUGAAUCACACUUUUGGAAGAAGGCUGGAAUAGAUGAUCUGGUGCCUCCGAAGAUUGUGUGGCGGCAACGACCUCAAGAUCCUCCAGUUCUCUCAAAUAAGGGGCGGGAGUUUUAUGGACAUGCACCAGCAGUGGUGGAUCUAUGCACAAAGGCUGGUGCUAUUGCACCAUCAAAGUAUUCUUGCAUGAUGAAAGUUCAGGGUUUGUCAGCACCAGUUUGAUUUUGAAGAUGUCCUAUGAGUGAACAUGUAGUGGGCUGGGCGUCAAGGUAUGAUGUUUUGGCAGUUGAGGCUUGGAGCCUCUAGAGCUUAUCACUAAUCUAAAUUUGGGCCCAGAUAGACACGAGUCGUGAUUGAGUUGCUUUUCAGGUUGCUGUUAUUGCCUCCAACUUGGUUUUCAUUUCACUUGCGAAGGACAUGGAAGAGGGGAACAUGUCAAGUAUCCGCUUGGGAUCAUGUCUUCUUAGGGUUAUUUUAGAUGUACAAUUCCAUUUCGGGAGUAAUAUUACAUUUUCUUUACCAUAUAUAUAUAUAUAUAUAUAUAUAUAUAUAUAUAUAUAUAUAUAUAUUAUUUAUACAACAUCGACCUGAAUCCAUUAGCUGUCGUCUCUGUAUUUGUAGAUAAUAAAUUAUAUACUUUAAUUUCUUGAAUCCUUUUGUUUUGUAUGGAAGAAUUUGAACAUUCUCUAAAUUACAUCCAUGUUUUGUUCAUUACUUUCAAUCAAAAAAUUGUUGAAACACUUGCAUUUCAGAA
Hevea brasiliensis (rubber tree) is the source of this 1803-nucleotide messenger RNA. RefSeq names its product APO protein 4, mitochondrial. The record is from RefSeq and is a predicted model, not a curated record. Lineage: Eukaryota; Viridiplantae; Streptophyta; Magnoliopsida; Malpighiales; Euphorbiaceae. Bases 294 to 1271 code for a protein of 325 amino acids. Gene Ontology annotation, molecular function: RNA binding. The transcript is spliced from 3 exons.